AUGUCUGUCCUUCUGGCCCCUUUCAUAUUAAGAACGGCACUUACUUUUGAGCAGCAUGAUUCUCAUGGGGAUGCCGACUCUUCCAUUGGGGCCGAUACCGAGAGCUCAGUCGCCUCUGUUUCUGCUAGUAUCCUUGAAUACCGUCGCAGCCAGGGGCGCACGUACCACAGCGACAAAUUCACCGCGAAUUACUUCUUCCCCAAUGACGAUCAACAAGUCGAGUCUAUGGACUUGACACACCAUUACUUAACGCUUCUUUUGGAUGGUGAACUGUUUCUUGCCCCUGUCAAGGUAGAUUCUAUACAGCGAGUUCUAGAUGUUGGUACCGGAAGCGGUGAGUUCUCUGAAUUUGCCGACCGAUAUCCUAGGACAGAAGUGAUUGGCACGGAUCUUUCUCCUUGCCAGCCCCAAUGGGUUCCCCCGAAUCUUCGUUUCGAAAUUGAUGAUGCUACCCAACCCUGGACGUGGAAGGAAGAUUAUUUCAGCUUUAUUCAUGUCCGAUAUCUCUUUGGUGCCAUUAAAGACUGGGAUGGUCUCUUUAAAGAGGCAUACCGAUGUUGUGCACCAGGAGGCUGGGUACAGUCAGGCGAGGCCGACGUCACAUUCCGUAGUGACGAUGGAACUACCGAGCUGGAACCUGUUUUCAAAACUUACCAGAAGCUCUUUGAAGAUGGUAGUCAAAUUCUAGGUAAUCCCUUCUUCGUCCACGAUGUGCAGCCAAAAGCUUUUCAAGAUGCUGGCUUCACAGAUGUCGAAACCGUUGACUACAAGUUCCCUAUUGGCGGUUGGCCCAAGGAUCCAAGACUCGCCGAGGUCGGUCGGUUUGUCAAGGCCACACUGGAGAACGACUUGGAGGGUUACACUCUCAUGAUGUGGCAAGACGUUUGUCAAUGGCCCAAAGAUGAAUACCAGGUGUUUCUCAUGAGCUUGCGUAAGGCGAUACGGAACCCCAAGGUGCAUAGUUACAUGACUGUGCGUUACGUGUACGGUCGCAAGUAG
Molecule: messenger RNA, 999 nt
Organism: Fusarium odoratissimum NRRL 54006
Lineage: Eukaryota; Fungi; Ascomycota; Sordariomycetes; Hypocreales; Nectriaceae
Exons: 7
Coding region: 1-999 (332 amino acids)
Molecular function (GO): methyltransferase activity
Source: RefSeq, a predicted model, not a curated record